This is a messenger RNA of Salpingoeca rosetta, 3066 nucleotides long. RefSeq lists its product as uncharacterized. Gene Ontology annotation, molecular function: actin filament binding; clathrin-cargo adaptor activity; phosphatidylinositol-3,4-bisphosphate binding. Bases 221 to 2629 code for a protein of 802 amino acids. Gene Ontology annotation, biological process: endocytosis; clathrin coat assembly; actin filament organization. The record is from RefSeq and is a predicted model, not a curated record. The transcript is spliced from 20 exons. Gene Ontology annotation, cellular component: actin cortical patch; clathrin-coated vesicle. NCBI's taxonomy places the organism in Eukaryota, Choanoflagellata, Craspedida, Salpingoecidae.
UGAUGUCCUUCCUUCAUGCCUAUCUUCUUCCAUUUUUUCCAACCCAAACCUCUGCCAUCAAACAAAUCACACACGCACUCAUCUCUGCCAUCACCCCACCACAUAUCAUAUCUCACACCACCCCAUAUCAGCUCAUCAUCCAAGGUCCAGCCAAGGUCAAGACCAAAAGGUCUCUCUGAGUUUGCACCCUUUGAACCCCCACCCCUGUUGAAAGACAGCCAUGUCUUUGAUUCGCCGACAGCUGAACAAGCUGCAGGAGGAUGGCUCGCUCAAGAACGUGCUGCUGGAGCUCAAACACUCUGCAAAAUCUCUCAAUGCUCUCAUCAACUCAGAUACCCGUCUUCUCUCGGGCUUGGAGUAUUGGGCAAAGCGCCAGUCCCCACCCAUCAGCGAAUUUGUCAAGAAGAUGAAGGCAUCGGAAUCAGAGCUCGUGUCAAGCUUCCAGCAGUACCUCCAAGGGUAUGAAGAGUAUUGCAAGCAGUGGCAAGAUAUCCUUGAGGAACGCAGGGAGCUCAGAUCGGUGGUUCACUCGCACCACAAGGCGGAGAAGGCGGUGCGAUCUGCAGAGCGGCACGUGAAAUCCGCACAGCGCAAGGAGGGCCGACGCCAGCGACGCGAGGAGAAGCUGCUGCUGCAACGACAACAGCAGCAGCGGCAGUAUGGCUCUGAUGCCUCGCACAUGGAUGGCGGGGACAGCGAUACUUUCCAGAGCGAUGCGUCGAGCUCAAACGAAACGCCACCUACCUCAGCACCCAAUUCAGCACCCACAUCAGCACCGUCGUCGACACCCACGUCAGCAACGGCAUCGCCGCGCGUGCCGCGGAAGAGGCACGGUAGCAGCGAGCUUGGCAUCGUGGAGGAGGACCUGGCUGUCAAGACCGAACACGAGCAGUCCCUCCGCAAGCGCAUGCACGCAAAGCGACUUGAGGUGGAGCAGCAGAUUCAUGACGAUUUGCGCAGCGCAUAUCUGAACCUGGCGAGGCAUCGCAUGAACCUUCUCCGCACAUGUGCCAAUAUGGUGCAACACAUGGCCGAGACUGCAGUCACGCUGCCGGACGUUGAGUCCAUUCAGAGCGAGAGCGAGAAGGGCGACAAGGCCAUCUUUGUGUACGCGCAGCACCAGGACAUGCACGCGCCAGGCGUUGACACCAUCUGGCACAGAGGCCACGAGUUCAAGGCUGCGCUUGACCGGGAGCGGGAGAGCGCUCGUCGUGCCAUCGAAUCCGAGAAGUCCACGCGCGACCGCCAGCAGCGCCAGAUGGAGACCACGCACGAGCUUGAGAAAGGGUCACUGCAGGAGCAGUUGUUUGCACUUCAGCACGAGCACCAGCAGCUCCUGGCCCGGCUCAAGGCGACUUCCGAGAAGAGCGAAGUCUCGGCGCAGGAUGCACAGGAUCAGCUCGCACUAAUGACUUCACAGCUGUCAUCGUGCCAGGCGAGCGUGGAUCGCAUGUGUGUCGAUGACGUCAACAUCGUGCUUGCAAGCACACAAUCAACAAUGGAGGCAGAUGUGCUGACAGCCGCCGUUUCCGACGUCACCGCCACGACAUUUCUCGCCCAAGAGCUGGGCACCCCGCGAAGCCGGGAUGAGUUGGGGCGGAAGCUUGCCGGCUUUGUUCGCCAGUACGCAAUCACCGUGCGCGCGUGCCAGGGCGCCCUGACGCAACUCUCGAUGGGAGAUGCCGAGGCGUGCAUGGGAGAUGUGCGCAACACAUACGAAGCGGUGGAUGCAUUUGUCAAGGAGGCGCACGAACGCCUGAGUGACAUGCGAGGCGCCAGCGAAAACUUUGGCGCUGUGUCCGCACCACGCGUUGACGACGUGUGCAGUCGUCUCAAUGCCGUGUACCAGCGGCUGGAGCGCGCGUCCGACCAGCGGAAGGAAGUUCCAGCGCACUUGACAGAGGAAGUUGGUCGUGCACACGCAGCUGUGAAGGACGCCAUUGCCUCCAUGGAGGAUCUCAAGGCGAUUGCGCAACGGUCCAACGAACAACUCCAAUCGCGCAACGAGGCGAUUGUGAAAUCUGCGGUGUUUGUGCUUGAGUCUGUGGAGUCUCUCAUCAACACCAUCACAACACUGAAGAAACAAGUUCGCGAGACGACAGAUGGCACGACCAUCUCAACGCUGCGCGCGCACAGAUGGUUUGGGGCACUUGAGGCCGUUGUGAGCGCGGUGUUGGACACGCUUCCAGUCUGGCUGGAGUGCUUGCGACAAUUCCUCACCGAUGGCACGCAGUUUGAACGGCUGCAAGUCUCUGUCAGAAACCUUGCUGCCUCCUCUGCACAGCUCAUUAUCCUCAUUCAAACCUCAAUGACAAGCGAGGAAGCGCGAACAACAGAGACGAUGCACGAUGUGCGUCGCAACAGCCGCACGCUGACGACCGCAUCCCAUGAGCUCAUCGAUGCCCUUCGGGCUGUUAACUCGUACAACCUCGCACGCGCCAUGGUCGAGGAUGCUGCGCAGCUGAAUGAAGUGCAGCUGAAGCGGCUGGUGAUGGACAGUCAGGUCGAGGCCCUUCGUCUUGAGCAGGCGCUUGACGAGGAGCGCGGGAAGUUGGCGCAGCUGCGGCGGAUGCUGGCGGACCAGGGCGGACACAUGUCCGAGCCCGAGGACGAUAUGGACGCAAUCUGACGUUACACCUGCAUGAUGCAAUCAACGCGUGUGCUGUCCUGUGAUGGCAUUGCGACGCUGAUGGACUGUUUGCGACGUACACACGCACACACACACGCGCGCACACGCGCACACGCGCACACGCGCAUGUCGUGCUGCAUGCAUGAUCGUUGUUACCGUUUUGUCUGGCCUUGUUUACUUGAGUUGCGGGUUGCUUUUGGUCUCUGUUUUGUUUCUUCCUUUUUGCGUUACACAACUCCACAGCACACAUGCAAUCCAAUGGGUUUGUUCUCCUUGUUGUUCAUUCCAGUCAACAACACACAAACAAGGUUGCAACAGCCGCACACUCACGCCUGCGCUACCACGCUGGCUGGCCUGUUCUUGCUCGUGGCUGCUCUUGCUUCAUUUCUUCUGUUGUGCAUAACACCUGUGCGCCCUUCAUAAACAGUUCAACGAAA